Messenger RNA from Juglans regia (Persian walnut), 732 nucleotides. RefSeq names its product stress-response A/B barrel domain-containing protein HS1-like. The transcript is spliced from 2 exons. The record is from RefSeq and is a predicted model, not a curated record. The coding region runs from base 139 to 471 and encodes 110 amino acids. Gene Ontology annotation, biological process: pollen tube adhesion. NCBI's taxonomy places the organism in Eukaryota, Viridiplantae, Streptophyta, Magnoliopsida, Fagales, Juglandaceae.
AGAAAUCUGAAAAUGAGACGGCCUUAUUUAUUAGGAUUGGUUGAAGAGUGUGGUUAGUUUGACGCCUAGAGCUUGAUAGUGUCAUUAUUGUAUAUCUUAGAUUCGAAUUCAAUCUUUUGGAGAGAGAGCGAGAGAGAGAUGGAAGAAGCAAGGGGAUCAGUAGUGAAGCACGUAUUUGUAGCAAAGUUCAAAGAUGAAACUUCAGCUGCCCAGAUCGACCAACUCAUCAGAGAUAUGGCCAACCUCGUUAACCUCAUCGAGCCAAUGAAGUCCUUACACUGGGGCAUGGAUGUGAGCGCUGGGAAGAAGAAUCAAGGUUUCACUCAUGUCUUUGAAUGCACCUUUGAGAGUAUGGAGGGUAUCGCAGAGUAUGUUGCUCAUCCUGCCCAUAAAGAAUAUGCAAAGUCCCUCAUGCCUAACGUGGAGAAGUUCCAAGUGUUUGAUUACAAACUCACCAAGGCUAUCAUCUAGAACCCUGCUUCGUCGUCUCUCUACUGAACAAGGAUGCAUUUGAACUAAUUUUAUAUAAAUUUGUGUUUGAUGAACUUAUUUGAGUUUCUCUAUAUCUCUCAGACAAUUUAUUCGAACCUUUGUGUGUACUUAUUCUUCGUAUUGGGAUAAAUGUGGUGGUCUACUUUAAUGCAUAGCUGUAGACUCUGCUUUUCUUUUACUCUGUUUGACAUAGUAUUUAUGUUACUGGGUUGUUUGGUAACAGUGGAAGUAUAUUCUACU